Stomoxys calcitrans (stable fly) is the source of this 960-nucleotide messenger RNA. RefSeq lists its product as uncharacterized. The record is from RefSeq and is a predicted model, not a curated record. Bases 56 to 877 code for a protein of 273 amino acids. The transcript has a single exon. Lineage: Eukaryota; Metazoa; Arthropoda; Insecta; Diptera; Muscidae.
UGAUUUUUGAAGAUUUUUUCUUGUUUUAUUUCGUUUAUCAAAGGAAAUUUUCGAAAUGGCUUCAAAAUUACCAAGUGAAGCUCCUUUGAAAGAGGAUUCGACACAUCAUCCGUUUAAAUUUUGUUUACGCUCCAAUUAUCUAAAAUUACACGCUGGAGAAAAAAAUUCUCAUAACACAAUCUUAAAAGAAAAACAGAACCGAUGCAAUGAAUUUUUAAUUCAUUCAAAGCGAGAUCAUUCAUUGGAAAAUCAACUCAAGACGAAUGUUACCAAUUCAUCUCAAUCACAAAAUUCAAGUGAAAAAACCAGCGAGAGCUCAAAAAAUACAGCAACUCAAACGGCUACAGGUUUCAUUGUGGCAGAAAAUUACAAAGAAACACCUUCCAAUAAAAACCCUCCUAAGGAUAACUUCAAUGAAAAGGAUAAAGACAGCGAAAAUGCUAACAAAGUAUCAAACAAAUCCUUCAGCUCAAGUUUUUUGAAAGCUAAAUCAAAAUCUUUGACUAAGAAUUCCAUGAGACACACCAAUAUUCCUCAAUUGGAAUCAUCAAAAAUCAAAACAAAAACGAAACCUCCCCAAACUUCUUCAACUCCAAUUUGGAAAUCCUUUACCUCAAAGUCAUCCAACAUAAACUCAGCAUCAAAAGCCUUAUGUCGCCAAACAACUGCAUUUUCCUAUGACCUGUCGACAGACGAACUGAGGGCUAUGAAUAAUUUUGAGAGAGCCAUGAAACCAACAUCAGAAUAUGAGCAACAUUUGCUAAAGACUGGCUCACGUUCGGAAUAUUUGAGGCAAAGAUAUUUAACUUCGCCAGACAACAAAUACAACUAUCCCGAAGCAACAUCGUGGCGUAUUGGAUGGCUGCACCGUGCAUAAUGAGUCGUUUAUAAGGUUGUAACAAUAUUGAAUUUUAGUAAUAAGAUAUACAAAUUUUAGUUGGUCAAAGCCAGCAUUUAAUA